CUGAGGAAGUAAGACAUUCGGACUGGGGCUGUCAUGAGUUUGACAGUCACACAGCAAUAACAUAUGCGUCUCGCUAAUAUUGCGUUCUUAUAUGUUGGCAUCCACGUAACGCGUCUUGCGCAAAUGGUGAAUGGAUAUGAAGGCAUGGAUCGCUGAGGACAGCCAUGGUGCUUAUCAAUUCUGUACUGAAACUGCUGCAGAGACAGACCUACACCUGCCUGUCUCACCGAUAUGGGCUCUACCUUUGCUUCGGAGGUCUUGUCCUCAUGAUCGUGUCUGCAUUUCAGUUUGGGGAGGUGUUGGUGGAAUGGAGCAGGGAUCAGUAUCAUGUGCUGUUUGACUCCUAUAGAGACAAUGUGGCUGGGAAAUCCUUUCAGAACCGCCUGUGCCUGCCCAUGCCCAUUGACGUGGUAUACACCUGGGUGAAUGGCACAGACACCAACCUGAUGAAGGAGCUGCGGGCUGUGAGGGAACAUCUGGAAGAGGAGCUGAGAGCACGGAGGGAACGACUGGGAAAGAACGCCAGCGAUACUACCGACGCUCCCAAGAAGAGUGAGAAGCCUGAGUGCCUCCUGUCCCACUGCAUUGUGGCGCCCGUCUUGGUGCUGGACCCCGCCCUUCCCGCCAACGUCACCCUGAAGGAGCUGCCGUCCCUCUCGCCCUCCUUCACCCCUGCCAAACAGCUGCUGCAGCUCGGCAAGCCCCGCAAUCCUGCUACCAGCGUCACGGUCCUCCUGUUCCACUCCCAUACUGAAGCUGAUAAGGCCCAUGCAGACGUGCCAAACGUCACUCUGAAACGCACCAUCUCCCGCGGUUACCUGACUACAGAUAAGGAGGCCCCAGGCUUGGUGCGGAUGCAGACCCUUGCCUACCUAAGUGGCUUCCCCCCUUCCUUCAAGGAGACGGAGCAGCUGAGGGCCAAACUGCCAUCCACCGUCACCAGCAAGAUCAAACAACUGCAGCUGUACUCAGAGGCCAGCAUCGCCCUUCUCUACCUGAACGGCCCGCAGGACUUCGCCGACCUGACCCAGCAGGCCCGCAAGAACCUGACCCUGGACGGCAAAGAGCUGACCGUUAGCCCCGCCUUCCUGUUCUGGGACCUCAGUGCCAUCAGCCAGUCCCGGCACGACGAGGACGUCUCGGCCAGUCGCUUCGAGGACAACGAGGAGCUCCGCUAUUCGCUGCGCUCGGUGGAGAGACACGCCCCCUGGGUGCGGCACGUCUUCAUCGUCACCAACGGCCAGAUCCCGUCCUGGCUCAACCUGGACAACCCCCGCGUCACCGUGGUAACGCACCAUGAGAUAUUCCAGAACGAGUCUCACCUCCCCACCUUCAGCUCCCCCGCCAUUGAGACCCACAUCCACCGCAUCCCGGGCCUCUCGCAGAAGUUCAUCUACCUGAACGACGACGUCAUGUUCGGGAAGGACGUCUGGCCUGACGACUUCUACAGCCACUCUAAAGGGCAGAAGGUUUACCUCACCUGGCCUGUGCCGAACUGUGCAGAGGGCUGUCCCGGCUCCUGGAUCAAAGAUGGUUACUGUGACAAAGCCUGUAAUAAUUCUGCCUGUGACUGGGAUGGAGGAGACUGCCUCGGAACGGCGGGGAGCAGCCGGUUUGGAGCAGGAGGCGGAGCUGGGGGCACAGGGGGUGGGAUUGGUCAGCCCUGGCAGUUUGGAGUCGGCUUAGGUGGCAUGGGAGGCGUGUCCUACUGUAACCAGGGUUGUGCCAACUCCUGGCUGGCAGACAAGUUCUGCGACCAAGCCUGCAACGUGCUGUCCUGUGGGUUCGACGUAGGCGAUUGUGGGAAAGAUCAUUUCGGGCAGCUCUACAAGGUGACCCUUCGGAGGAACGUGACCCACUACGUCCUCCCCGUGGGUGAGACCAGGCCCUACUUCAGCUUUGCGGGGCUGGCCCAGCGUGUCUCGGAGGCCCAGGUCAGCGACAACACUGCUGUGCGCCACACCUCCGUGGCCAACAAGUGGAAGACGGUCCACCUUCUGCUGCUAGCCGGCAUGAACGCCACGCAGAUCCGCUACAACCUCACCUUCCAGGGCGAGGACGACCGCCCGUUCAACAUGGCUUUCACCGUCGCCGUGGAUACCCGCGCGGUCACCGGCGGCAACGCCACCGGGGACACUGCCCCGGUGGGAGGAGGAGGGACGGCGACCCCCAAGCCCACCCUGGAACCUGAGUUUCGGUUCCAGGACAUCCCGGCGGAGUUGCGGGGCCCCAGGGUCCAUAAGUUGGGCGCGGGGCCGAUGGCGGUAAGGGUGCCCGAGCUGAACGUCUCUCUGCUUCCCGCCAAUUUGCGGAGCGAGCUCCAGCAACUGGACCUGAAGCUCCAGAUGGGGGACAUCACCCCGAAAGGAUACAACCUCACCAAAGCCGCUCUACUCCAACCCUUCGACACUCCUGCCCUGCGAGCCUCGACUCCCCCUGCGAAGCCGGCCGCCCACAAACCUUACAAAGACAUGGGAGCGGAGGACCCUGGGAUAGCCGGGGCCUCCAAGAGGGAGAAUGAGAGCGAGAAGGUCCUGCCGACUCCUGUCCCGGUUCGAAUCGACGACCAACCAGACAGAGAUGCUCCAGCGCUUCCCGAGGCCGGUAAAGACCACCCUUCCGGGACCAGGAGCCCCCAACUGCCAAAACUACUCAACGCCCUCGUGGGGAGCAGUUCCAGGACUAAGGACGGGGAGGGGCAGCCCAGGGAGGGUGAGGCCCCCCAGGAGGGGGGUCCUGGGCAGGGGGCGGGGGGCCGGGUGCUCCUGAGUCUGAAGCUCCAGCACUACAUCUCCGCAGACCGAGGCUUCCUCCCCUGGGAGAGGAGGAAGUACUUCAGAGACCUGCUGGAGGAGGAGGAGCGCCUGCAGACAGAGCUGUCCUACCAGGCGGACAGCGCCCCCUCUGGCCGGAGGCUCCAUGACACCUUUGCAGACUCCCUGCGGCACGUCAACAAGAUCCUGAAUGGCCAGUUUGGCUUCACCUCCCGCAAGGUCCCCGCCCACAUGCCUCACAUGAUCGACCGGCUCGUCAUGCAGGAGCUGCAGGACAUGUUUCCUGGGGAGUUUGAUAAGACGUCCUGUCAUAAGGUGCGUCACUCAGAGGACAUGCAGUUCGCCUUCUCCUACUUCUACUAUCUGAUGAGCGCCCUGCAGCAGCUGGAUGUGUCCCAGGUGUUCGACGAAAUCGAUACCGACCGCUCCGGCAUCCUGUCCGACCGCGAGAUCCGAACGCUGGCCACACGCAUCCAUGAGCUGCCCCUCAGCCUGCAGGAUCUCACAGGCUUAGAGCAGAUGCUGAUAAACUGCUCAAAGACCCUUCCCAGUAACCUCACCCAGCUGCACAUGGUCAGCCCCACCCAGGAGGCCUACUACGACCCCAGCAUGCCUCCAGUUACGAAAGGACUGGUCGUCAACUGCAAGGCGAUCACAGAGCGCAUCCACAAAGCCUUCAAGGACCAGAACAAGUACAAGUUUGAGAUCAUGGGGGAGGAGGAGAUCGCCUUCAAAAUGGUGCGGACCAACGUGUCUCACGUGGUGGGCCAGCUGGAUGACAUCAGGAAGAAUCCCAGGAAGUUCAUCUGCCUGAACGACAACAUCGACCACGCCCACAAGGACGCGGGCACGGUGAAGGCGGUGCUGCGGGACUUCUACGAGUCCAUGUUCCCCGUCCCCUCGCAGUUCGAGCUCCCACGGGAGUACCGCAACCGCUUCCUCCACAUGGGCGAGCUGCAGGCAUGGCGUGCGUACAGGGACAGGCUGAAGUUCUGGACUCACUGCGUGCUGGUGACCCUGGUGGUCUUCACCAUCAUCUCCUUCUUUGCAGAACAGCUGAUCCUCCUGAAGCGCAGGCUGUUCCCCAGGAGGCGGGUCAGCAAGGAGGCCAACCCCCAGCGCGUCUGACGGACAGGCCCCCUCGUCUGUGGUUCCCGCUCUCCAUCCUUCUCUUCCUCCCUCCAUCACUGUCAUCCCCCUAUUCAACCUGUCAUCCGUCCCUCCUGCUAUCCCCCCACCCUCGAGGGCAUUGGGAAAAAGAAGGGAAGAGGAUCGAAAAAUCCGAAAUACAUUUUGGCAGGGGGCGGAGACUUUCCUGAUUGGCUGUCGUCCCUGGCUGGGGGGUGGAUCCUCGCCCGAUCCGAAAGACUGUUGGACGAAUCACAAAACAGGGCCUGAAGCUGGACACUGCCCCCGCCCCUCGACCCCUGACCCCUGACCCCAGGAUCCGAAACAGCGGAGUGCUGAGUCUCCUAUGGAGUCUGCCCUGAGACCAAAGCACGGUCGCAAUUCUGUGUGCACCUCUAGAGGGAGCCGUCUGUGACACGCCAAUAUCACCUGCCCUUAAGGACUCCAUAAGUGAGGCUUAAAAGUGAGAGAUUGUAAUGAGAAGGGGAAGGUGGUGUGUGUGUGUGUGUGUGUGUGUGUGUGUGUGUGUGUGUGUAUACACCUGUACGGGAGUGUGCGGGUAGGGUGUGUGAGUAUGUGUGUGUGUGUGUGUGUGUGUGUGUGUAUACACCUGUACGGGAGUGUGCGGGUAGGGUGUGUGAGUAUGUGUGUGUGUCUGUGAGUGUGUUUAAGAGCGUGCGGGUUGGGUCUGUUACUCUUUUCACACAGUUUAUAAGUGCAUGUGCGUUUGUGUUUGCAUGUACAUGUCUGUGAGCGUGUGUGUGUGUGUACACGUGUACGGGAGUGUGCGAGUAGGGUGUGUGUGUGUGUGUGUGUGUGUGUGUGUGUGUGUGUGUGUGUGUGUGUACACCUGUACGGGAGUGUGUGGGUAGGGUGUGUUGCUCGUUUUGUUUUGUUUCUACACAAGUGCCUUUCGGUGAGUCUCGGUGCGAUCCCGCCGGCUCCAGCCCUCGCACGCACGACCUCACGGGAGCCGACCCCGCCGUCCAUGGAUGUACCUUCACGAUGAAAAACGUUUUUAAAUUUCAGUCGCUUCUUCGGCCCGCAGCCUCAGCUUUGGGACGCUCUGACCUCGGUUCUGUGGAAAGCACUAACGUCAGACCUUCAAAGCAUGUCAAUUUAACAUUUCCUUAGUUUCUGGUUCGGUCACGGUAUUGGGAAAUAAUUUGAUGAAUGCAUCGUUUGGAAAAAAAAAAUAAUAAUAAUAAUAAUCUGAAUGCCAUAAAUUGAUUGCGAUUGUAUGCCAUGAAAUCCUUGACUGAUUUAUGUGAAAUUCAUUUUUCUAUGGUCGGUGUUUGUCUCGCACCCAUCCAGCUGAAUGGGGAGUAAAACUAAAAAAAUAGAGCAUUUUCUGCA
Messenger RNA from Conger conger (European conger), 5258 nucleotides. RefSeq names its product N-acetylglucosamine-1-phosphate transferase subunits alpha and beta (gene gnptab). The record is from RefSeq and is a predicted model, not a curated record. NCBI's taxonomy places the organism in Eukaryota, Metazoa, Chordata, Actinopteri, Anguilliformes, Congridae. Gene Ontology annotation, biological process: carbohydrate phosphorylation; N-glycan processing to lysosome. The coding region runs from base 165 to 3902 and encodes 1245 amino acids. The transcript is spliced from 21 exons. Gene Ontology annotation, cellular component: Golgi apparatus. Gene Ontology annotation, molecular function: UDP-N-acetylglucosamine-lysosomal-enzyme N-acetylglucosaminephosphotransferase activity; calcium ion binding.